GUCCAGACUUUUCUGUGAGUAAUAUCCAUCACUGAACAGAAAAUUUCUUCCCUUAAAGACAAAGUAAGUAAGAGAUACAAAGGAAAGGAUAACAUGAAAAAAUUUCGGCCUUUCCCAUCCAAAUUCAUCUUCAAAUUAUGUUUUAUUCUUGUUCUUGUAUGUCCGGCGAUGGUCUCUGGUGACGGUGACUGCGGGUGCCAACUGGACGAGUCCACCGAUGGAAGCAGAGCGGAGACACGAAGAUACAAAGUGGGUGCCAUAGUAGCUAUUCUUGCCGCAGGCGCAAUAGGGGUGUGCCUACCUUUGCUGGGGCGGAGCAUCCAGGCUCUGCGGCCGGAGAACGAUAUAUUCUUCAUUAUCAAGGCGUUUGCGGCUGGAGUUAUCCUCUGUACGGGAUUCAUUCACAUACUUCCUGAUGCGUUUGAGAAUUUGACUUCGCCCUGCCUCAAGUCAAGCGUGUGGUCGGAUUUUCCGUUCACUGGUUUUAUCGCCAUGAUGUCGGCGAUAGGAACGUUGAUGAUCGAUUCAUUUGCGACGGGGUUUUACCAUCGGAUUCACUUCGAUCUAGAACAGGGAGCUCGAGAUGACCAUGCUGACCAUGUACAUGUGCAUACCCAUGCCACUCAUGGCCAUGCUCAUGGAUCUGCCACCCCAUCCACAGAUGGGAGUACGUCGGAACUAAUACGAUACCGUGUCAUAUCCCAAGUUUUGGAGCUUGGAAUUGUGGUUCAUUCAGUGAUUAUUGGGGUAUCUUUAGGUGCUUCUUCCAGUCUUAAAGACAUAAAGCCUUUGAUUGGAGCACUGUCUUUUCAUCAGUUCUUUGAGGGCAUGGGACUUGGUGGCUGCAUUGCUCAGGUAUCAUCAAUCUUAUCAUUUCAUAAAAGUACUGUGUUUUAUGCUGUUUUAGAGAUUAGACAGUUAAUAGCCCUCACCUUUUUUUGCACACUGUAUAACCUCGAAUGCUUUAUGUUGAACUUGAACCUGCAACAAUUAGGUUAAACCCCAAAAUUUGGUCCUCAACUUAAAAAAUCUUUAGUCGCUAA
Messenger RNA from Rubroshorea leprosula, 1043 nucleotides. Lineage: Eukaryota; Viridiplantae; Streptophyta; Magnoliopsida; Malvales; Dipterocarpaceae. The record is from the annotation of a GenBank genome assembly.